Molecule: messenger RNA, 1090 nt
Organism: Gekko japonicus
Lineage: Eukaryota; Metazoa; Chordata; Lepidosauria; Squamata; Gekkonidae
Gene: DNAJC17
Product: DnaJ heat shock protein family (Hsp40) member C17
Exons: 11
Coding region: 87-1007 (306 amino acids)
Biological process (GO): spliceosomal complex disassembly
Cellular component (GO): spliceosomal complex
Molecular function (GO): RNA binding
Source: RefSeq, a predicted model, not a curated record
GAGAAGAAGUGCCGGGAGUAAUAGUAGUGUCCGGCCUGUAGUUAAGUGUGUUUAACCUGAGGAGAAGAAAGAGACCGUAAGACGAUAUGGCGGUUGAUAAAGAACUGCUGGAGCUGGAUUUGUACGCGCUGUUGGGAGUUGGUGAGAAAGCGGUGGAUAAAGAGAUUAAGAAAGCCUACAGACAGAAGGCAUUGACUUGCCACCCAGAUAAAAAUCCAGAUAAUCCCAAAGCAGCCGAGCUCUUUCAUCAGUUGUCUCAAGCGUUGGCAGUUCUAACAGAUGCAGCAGCAAGGGCAGCAUAUGAUAAAGUAAGAAAAGCCAAGAAACAGGCAGCAGAAAGGACUGAAAGACUUGAUGAAAGGAGAAAAAAAGUCAAGCUUGACCUCGAAGCCCGAGAAAGACAAGCCCAGACCCAAGUUAGCAAAGAGGAGGAGAUCCAAAUAACCAGAACAUUAGAAGAAGAGAUCCUGCGGCUACGUGAGGAGGGAUCCCGCCAACUGGAGGAGCAGCAAAAACUCAUCCAGGAGCAAAUUCGACUUGAGAGAGAGCAGCGAUUACAAGGCAAACAAGAUGGAGUGGAGGGCAAAGGAACCCCCAAGCUCAAACUACGAUGGAAGUGCAAGAAAGAAGAUGAGACAAAAGGAGGCUAUUCAAAAGAAGUUCUCCUGCAAAUCUUACAGAAGUAUGGUGAGGUUCUGAAUUUAGUGAUCUCAAGCAAGAAGACUGGGAGUGCAAUCGUGGAGUUUGCCACAGUGAAAGCAGCUGAGAUGGCAGUAAAGAAUGAAGUUGGCCUGAUAAACAAUCCUCUAAAGAUCUCCUGGCUAGAGGGCCAGCCACAGAACAGCACAGUGUUUUCUGAUGGCACCAUCCAGCCACGAAUAACCCAGGGUUCUGUAGUUUCUGAGCGAGAUUAUGAAAGUCUUGUGAUGAUGCGGAUGCGCCAAGCCGCUGAGAGACAGAAACUGAUCGAGCAGAUGAAACAAGAAGAUGAAGAGUCUUGCGCAUAAUAUAGGGAAGACCAGAAUUCUCUUUCACUUCCACUGACUGCUUAAAUUAAGUCAAUAAAUACCCUUUUUAAAAACUGUUGUAG